AUGGACCAGGCGACUGUUGUGGAGAAGAAGGGUGCGCUGGCCAACGUGGCGCGGCAUCCCAACGCCAUGCGCAUGAGCUUUCGCGAGUGCAGCACCGUCCUCAUGCACAAGAAGCUGGGCAAGACUGAAGAAGGCACGGGCGACGCGGCCGAUCAGCAACAGCAACAACAGCAGCAGGCUACAUGCGCGGACGGCGCUGAUGCCGGUGCUCGUAAGCUCACCUCGUCCCAGAGCUCCAGCAGCUCUGGCGGGCUCGUGCGCAACAAGCACGCGGAGGACACGCUGCGCGUUGCACUGGAGGACGACCCAGUUUGGAAGCCCGCAGAUGGGGCCGAUGACGACGACGACGAGGGCGACGAGGAUGACGCAUGGGACACAGCCCUGCUGCGGGAUGCUUCCUCAUUCAAGGUGUCCCGCUUCAGCCAGCAGCCAGACAUGCACGUCGCGGAGGACAACGACGAUGACACCGCGGAGGCAGAUGCUGAGGCGGCCAAGGCCAUGAAGUUGGCGCUCGGCGUGUACCCAUGGCAGAAGCCGGAUGCCGACGACAGCGGCGACGACAAUGACGACGAUGACGACGAUGAUGCCGAUGGCGCUCACCAAGAAGAGCCCGGGCUUGAGAGCGAGCAGCAGCAACAAGAACAACAGCAGCAAGAAGGUGGUAGUGCUGAGCAGCAGGCUGGUGACGACGAAGAAGUUGAAGCGCAGGCCCAGGACACUGACCUUUCCAGCGAUCCAAUGUGGGUGGACGAGCCAGACACGACACCAACAGGUACUGGUGUUGCUGAUGAGGCGACCGCCACUGCAGCAAUCACCACGACGAGCACAGAUACGGCACCACCAGGCACCGUCGUUGCCGACGUCACUGUUCGGCGCAUUUCCGUGACCAUCACACCAACGGGCGCCUUUGAGGGCGAAGUCAAGCACCUUUACGAGCGCGUGGAAUCCGUGCAGGUGCCGUGCGUCAGCAAGUCUGGCGCCACCGUCGUCACCAUGCCUGUCUGCUGCGUAUGA
This is a messenger RNA of Salpingoeca rosetta, 1014 nucleotides long. RefSeq lists its product as uncharacterized. Bases 1 to 1014 code for a protein of 337 amino acids. NCBI's taxonomy places the organism in Eukaryota, Choanoflagellata, Craspedida, Salpingoecidae. The record is from RefSeq and is a predicted model, not a curated record. The transcript has a single exon.